GAACUCCUGUGUGUGGUGGUCAAUGUAACAGACAGUACUAACAACUCAUCCAGCAUCGCCAUGGGCCAGGACCGAGGGAAGUAUGAUUUCUACAUCGGCCUGGGACUAGCCAUCAGCUCCAGCAUCUUCAUAGGAGGAAGCUUCAUCCUCAAGAAGAAAGGACUACUCCGCCUGGCCAGGAAGGGACAGUGCAGAGCAGGUUGGAAUGUUAACCAUUAAUCGGUUACCUGGUGAAAAUACAUUAAUUUCCAUAAUUUAGUGGAAUUAAAUUGCUGCGUGUGUAGUCAUUAUGUAUCUUACUUAUCAUGCGCACAGCAUACAUAACCUAGUUUGAUGAGCGGAAUGGCCUAUCACCUGUCAGACAACGCGAAAGCUGCUCCUCAAAAAGCUGGUACUGGAGUUAAAUGUGCUUUGGAAGCCCAGUCAUUGCGCAACAAAUAAUUCUUAAUGCAAUCAAGUGUUAACAGUUUUGAUGGCCAUGAUUAAAAAUAGCUAUUUUUAUUUCUCAACUCGUAAUUAAAGCGUGCCUCCCAUUCGAGUGCCUAGGCUAUAGUCAACGGUAGGUAGGCUAUCAGCACGUUACCCAUCGUCAUUUUCAAACAUUUGCCAAAAUGCAAUUCGUGGGAAAACCCUGUUCUAAACAGCGCACCUGAUGCGAGAGGUUCCGUAUACGAGAGAUGAACAUAUUUUUGUAGUUUAUCUACCCAAUUGGCAGUUACAGUCUUGUCCCAUCGCUGCAACUCCCGUACGGGCAUGGGAGAGGCGAAGGUCGAGAGCCGUGCGUCCUCCGAAACACAACCCAACCGCACUGCUUCUUGACACAAUGCCCUCUUAACUCGGAAGUCAGCCUCACCAAUGUGUCGGAGGGAACACCGUACACCUGGCGAUCGUUUCAGCGUGCACAGGAGUAGCUAGUGCGCGAUGGGACAAGAACAUCCCUACCGGCCAAACCCUCUCCUAACCUGGACGACGCUGGGCCAAUUGUGCACCGCCCCAUGGGUCUCCCGGUCGCGGCCUUAGACCACUGCUCCACUCGGGAGGGCUGAGAGAUGAAAAUAUCUGUAAAUUCCUUAGAAAGAGGGGGGAACUAAUCACAACACCUAGGAUGGGUUGCUAAGUGAACAAAAAUAUAAAACGCAGCAUGCAACAAUUUCAAAGACUUUACUGAGUUACAGUUCAUGUACGGAAAUCAGUCAAUUGAAAUAAAUUCAUUAGGCCCUAAUCUAUGGAUUUCACAUGACUGGGAAUACAGAUAUGAAUCUGUUGGUCACAGAUACCUUUAAAAAAAAAAAAGGUAUCUGGACACAUCUCCUUCGCAUAUAGUUGAUCAGGCUGUUGAUUGUGGCCUGUGGAAUGUUGUCCCACUCCUCUUCAAUGGCUGUGUGAAGUUGCUGGAUAUUGGCGGGAACUGGAACACGUCGAUCCAGAGCAUCCCAAACAUGCUCAAUGGGUGACGUCUAGUGAGUAGGCAGGCCAUGGAAGAACGGGGACAUUUUCAGCUUCCAGGAAUUGUGUACAGAUCCUUGCGACAUGGGGCCGUGCAUUAUCAUGCUGAAACAUGAGUUGAUGGCAGCGGAUGAAUGGCACGACAAUGAGCCUCAGGAUGUCGUCACGGUAUCUCUGUGCAUUCAAAUUGCCAUCGAUAAAAUGCAGUUGUGUUUGUUGUCCGUAGCUUAUGCCUGCCCAUACCAUAACCCCACCGCCACCACGGGGCACUCUGUUCACAACGUUAAGAAAACUGCUCGCCCACACGACGCCAUACACGCUGUCUGCCAUCUGCCCGGUACAGUUGAAACCGGGAUUCAUCCAUGAAGAGCACACUUCUGCAGCGUACCAGUGGCCAUCGAAGGUGAGCAUUUGCCCACUGAAGUCUGUUACGACACCGAACUGCAGUCAGGUCAAGACCCUGGUGAGGACGACGAGCAUGCAGAUGAGCUUCCCUGAGACGGCUUCUGACAAGUUUGUGCAGAAAUUCUUCAAUUGUGCAAACCCACAGUUUCAUCAGCUGUCCGGGUGGCUGGUCUCAGACGAUCCCGCAGGUGAAGAAGCCGGAUGUGGAGGUCCUGGGCUGGCGUGGUUACACGUGGUCUGCGGUUGUGAGGCCAGUUGGACGUAAUACUGACAAAUUCUCAUUGGUGGAGGCUUAUGGUAGAGAAAUUAACAUUACAUUCUCUGGCAACAGCUCUGGUGGACAUUCCUGCAGUCAGCAUGCCAAUUGCCCACUCCCUCAAAACUUGAGACAUCUGUGGAAUUGUGUUGUGUGACAAAACUGCACAUUUUAGAGUGGCCUUUUAUUGUCCCCAGCACAAGGUGCACCUGUGUAAUGAUCAUGCUGUUUAAUCAGCUUCUUGAUAUGCCACACCUGUCAGGUGGAUGGAUUAUCUUGGCAAAGGAGAAAUGCUCACGAACAGGGAUGUAAAUUGUGCACAACAUUAGAGAGAAAUAAGCUUUUUGUGCUUAUGGAACAUUUCUGGGAUCUUUUAUGAAACAUGGGACCAACACUUAACAUGUUGCGUUUACAUUUUUGUUCAGUAUAAUAUGAGUAGGAUUGUGCCUUUGGCUUCUGGACAGUGAAAGAAAGUUGAUAUGACAACCAAUAGUACAGUAGAGAAAUUCUGGUUAAUGGCAUGAGGAAAUCUUUAUAAAAUAACUGCCUCCACAUUUCUAUGGCUAAGCUACUUUGAAGCAAGGUCAGACAUGCCGCAUUAUUUGAAGUAAAGCAAAAGUUUCAGGUUUCCAACAGUUAUACUGCCUCAAGCUCACAUUACAUUAUGCUGCCUCAAGCUCACAUUACAUUAUGCUGCCUCAAGCUCACAUUACAUUAUGCUGCCUCAAGCUCACAUUACAUUAUGCUGCCUCAAGCUCACAUUACAUUAUGCUGCCUCAAGCUCACAUUACAUUAUACUGCCUCAAGCUCACAUUACAUUAUGCUGCCUCAAGCUCACAUUACAUUAUGCUGCCUCAAGCUCACAUUACAUUAUGCUGCCUCAAGCUCACAUUACAUAAUAUUGCCUCCAGCUCACAUUGUAAAGUGAUGGGUAACGUGCUGAUAGCCUGCCUGCCGUUGACUAUAGCCUAUGCACUCGAAUGGUGAAUGGGAGGCGCGCUUUAGUUAAAUGCUGGUUUCAGAGGAAAUCUUUAUAAACAUAAUUGCAUAAAUAAUGUUUCUAUGGUCGAAUUUAGCUUAGAUCUACAGUCACAUGUACUGUAUCUCUGUAUGGCAGAUAGUUAGAUCUACAUGUACUGUAUCUCUGUAUGGCAGAUAGUUAGGUUGAAUUUGUACAUUCGAGGAAGGGCUCAAGAGAGCAGGUACUUUACAUAUUUAUGUUCAGUCACAUGUACAGUAAGUACGCAGUACGCACCAGGGUUUUUUCUGGAUCAAAAGGGUCUUAGGUCGUGGGCAUGGCAGGGGGCGUGGUCGACCGGUUGGCGCACCAGAGUUUUAGAGAACAUUUUCAAAAAUGUCUCCAUGGAGCUGAGAAAAACCUUUGCUGUCUUAAAGCACAUUUCCUGCAAUUCUACACAUUUUGCCAUGCAGCUGAGAGAACAUGUUGCGGUUUUAAAGCUAAUUUCCUGCAAUUCUAUGCAUUUUGCCAUGGCUAAUGCCAUGUUCUUUUGCUCAAACAUAACAAUCUAUACUGCUAAAUUCAUUUUUUUGGGAAUUUUCAAUUGCCCCUGAUUGUCUAGGUUUUAUUUUGAUGAUUGUCACAUUUACAUUUACGUCAUUUAGCAGACGCUCUUAUCCAGAGCGACUUACAAAUUGGUGCAUUCACCUUAUAGCCAGUGGGAUAACCACUUUACAAUAUUAUUUUUUUAUUUUUUGGUGGGGUAAGGGGGGGUAGAAGGAUUACUUUAUCCUAUCCCAGGUAUUCCUUAAAGAGGUGGUAAUACCUGGGAUAGCAUAAGGUAAUCCUUCUACCCCCCCCCUUACCCCACUCUGAAAAAUUAUAAUAUUGACCAGCAGUUGAUCACAGUUUACAUUUACAUUUUAGUCAUUUAGCAGACGCUCUUAUCCAGAGCGACUUAGUUUUUUUUUUUUUACUGGCCCCCCGUGGGAAUUUAACCCACAACCCUGGCGUUGUAAACGCCAUGCUCAACCAACUGAGCUACAUCCCUGUUUGUCACCUGUUGCUUUUAUUAGACACAGCAAUCAUUAUCUACCGUCCAGUAGGCUCUCUGCUGCACCGUGCCUUCUUUAUAAACACCCAAAUAAUAUGCCAUUUAGCAGACGCUUUUAUCCAACGUAUGUACCCUACAAAUGGUACCCUAUUCCCUAUGUAGUGCACUACUUUCGACCAGGGCUCAUAGGGAGUAGUGCCGUUUGGGACACAUGCAGCUGUUGCCAAACCUUCAGAAGGUGUACCACUGGUUGUUACCAUAACGCCCUAGAGUUUAUCAGUCCAACUGAUAUGGAGGAACACCACUGCAUGACAUGACAUUGAACACACAUUAGAACUGGAAUAUGUUUGAAUAGGCUAAAUACUAUAGUCCUGUUGUUUUUCUGUCUAGGCCAGGGUGGACAUGCAUAUCUUAAAGAAUGGCUCUGGUGGGCUGGUUUAUUAUCAAGUAAGUGAACAUUUCUACCCUAAGAUGACGUGUUUCAGUUCACAGUUUCAAUGAGGCUAUCCUGUUUUCUGUGGUUUUGUUUUACAAGAUGUAUUUCAGUUCACCUUAGUUGGUGUGGUUGAUAUCUGUUUGUUUUCUCAGUGGCGGCUGGAGAAGGGGCGAACUUCGCAGCGUAUGCCUUUGCUCCUGCUACGCUCGUCACCCCUCUGGGGGCCCUCAGUGUGCUGGUCAGGUAGGUCACCCCUCUGGGGGCCCCUCAGUGUGCUGUUCAGGUAGGUCACCCCUCUGGGGGCCCUCAGUGUGCUGGUCAGGUAGGUCACCCCUCUGGGGGCCCUCAGUGUGCUGGUCAGGUAGGUCACCCCUCUGGGGGCCCUCAGUGUGCUGGUCAGGUAGGUCACCCCUCUGGGGGCCCUCAGUGUGCUGGUCAGGUAGGUCACCCCUCUGGGGGCCCUCAGUGUGCUGGUCAGGUAGGUCACCCCUCUAGGGGCCCCUCAGUGUGCUGGUCAGGUAGGUCACCCCUCUAGGGGCCCCUCAGUGUGCUGGUCAGGUAGGUCACCCCUCUGGGGGCCCCUCAGUGUGCUGGUCAGGUAGGUCACCCCUCUGGGGGCCCCUCAGUGUGCUGGUCAGGUAGGUCACCCCUCUGGGGGCCCCUCAGUGUGCUGGUCAGGUAGGUCACCCCUCUGGGGGCCCCUCAGUGUGCUGGUCAGGUAGGUCACCCCUCUGGGGGCCCCUCAGCUACACACCUCUGAGUCUUUACCAGCAGCUACACACCUCUGUCUGAGUCUUUACCAGCAGCUACAGUAGGUUACAGAGGUGUGUAGCUGCUGGUAAAGACUAUUGACCUAGUCAUGUAAUGUGUUAUUAAACUAAACCAGACUCCCCCAUAGUAGAAUAGUUGACCUAUUGACCUAGUCAUGUAAUGUGUUAUUAAACUAAACCAGACACCCCCAUAGUAGAAUAGUUGACCUAUUUACCUAGUCAUGUAAUGUGUUAUUAAACUAAACCAGACACCCCCAUAGUAGAAUAGUUGACCUAUUGACCUAGUCAUGUAAUGUGUUAUUAAACUAAACCAGACACCCCCAUAGUAGAAUAGUUGACCUAUUGACCUAGUCAUGUAAUGUGUUAUUAAACUAAACCAGACACCCCCAUAGUAGAAUAGUUGACCUAUUGACCUAGUCAUGUAAUGUGUUAUUAAACUAAACCAGACACCCCCAUAGUAGAAUAGUUGACCUAUUGACCUAGUCAUGUAAUGUGUUAUUAAACUAAACCAGACACCCCCAUAGUAGAAUAGUUGACCUAUUGACCUAGUCAUGUAAUGUGUUAUUAAACUAAACCAGACACCCCCAUAGUAGAAUAGUUGUCCUAUUGACCUAGUCAUGUAAUGUGUUAUUAAACUAAACCAGACACCCCCAUAGUAGAAUAGUUGACCUAUUGACCUAGUCAUGUAAUGUGUUAUUAAACUAAACCAGACACCCCCAUAGUAGAAUAGUUGUCCUAUUGACAUAGUCCAUGUAAUGUGUUAUUAAACUAAACCAGACACCCCCAUAGUAGAAUAGUUGUCCUAUUGACCUAGUCAUGUAAUGUGUUAUUAAACUAAACCAGACACCCCCAUAGUAGAAUAGUUGACCUAUUGACCUAGUCAUGUAAUGGUGUUAUUAAACUAAACCAGACACCCCCAUAGUAGAAUAGUUGACCUAUUGACCUAGUCAUGUAAUGUGUUAUUAAACUAAACCAGACACCCCCAUAGUAGAAUAGUUGACCUAUUGACCUAGUCAUGUAAUGUGUUAUUAAACUAAACCAGACACCCCCAUAGUAGAAUAGUUGACCUAUUGACCUAGUCAUGUAAUGUGUUAUUAAACUAAACCAGACACCCCCAUAGUAGAAUAGUUGUCCUAUUGACCUAGUCAUGUAAUGUGUUAUUAAACUAAACCAGACACCCCCAUAGUAGAAUAGUUGACCUAUUGACCUAGUCAUGUAAUGUGUUAUUAAACUAAACCAGACACCCCCAUAGUAGAAUAGUUGACCUAUUGACCUAGUCAUGUAAUGUGUUAUUAAACUAAACCAGACACCCCCAUAGUAGAAUAGUUGACCUAUUGACCUAGUCAUGUAAUGUGUUAUUAAACUAAACCAGACACCCCCAUAGUAGAAUAGUUGACCUAUUGACCUAGUCAUGUAAUGUGUUAUUAAACUAAACCAGACUCCCCCAUAGUAGAAUAGUUGACCUAUUGACCUAGUCAUGUAAUGUGUUAUUAAACUAAACCAGACACCCCCAUAGUAGAAUAGUUGACCUAUUGACCUAGUCAUGUAAUGUGUUAUUAAACUAAACCAGACACCCCCAUAGUAGAAUAGUUGACCUAUUGACCUAGUCAUGUAAUGUGUUAUUAAACUAAACCAGACACCCCCAUAGUAGAAUAGUUGUCCUAUUUACCUAGUCAUGUAAUGUGUUAUUAAACUAAACCAGACACCCCCAUAGUAGAAUAGUUGACCUAUUGACCUAGUCAUGUAAUGUGUUAUUAAACUAAACCAGACACCCCCAUAGUAGAAUAGUUGACCUAUUGACCUAGUCAUGUAAUGUGUUAUUAAACUAAACCAGACACCCCCAUAGUAGAAUAGUUGACCUAUUGACCUAGUCAUGUAAUGUGUUAUUAAACUAAACCAGACACCCCCAUAGUAGAAGGAGAUGAUUGUGGACUACAGGGGAAAAAAAAGAGGACUGAGCACGCCCCCAUUCUCAUCGACGGGGCUGUAGUGGAACAGGUUGAGAGCAUCAAGUUCCUUGGUGUCCACAUCACCAAAGAACUAUCAUGGUCCAAACACACCAAGACAGUCGUGAAGAGGGCACGACAAAGCCUAUUCCCCCUCAGGAGACUGAAAAGAUUUGGCAUGGGUCCUCAGAUCCUCAAAAAAUUCUACAUCUGCACCAUCGAGAGCAUCCUGACUGGUUGCAUCACCGCCUGGUAUGGCAACUGCUUGGCCUCUGACCGCAAGGCACUACAGAGGGUAGUGCGUACGGCCCAGUACAUCACUGGGGCCUAUCUUCCUGCCAUCCAGGACCUCUAUACCAGGCGGUGUCAGAGGAAGACCCUCAAAAUUGUCAAAGACUCCAGCCACCCUAGUCAUAGACUGUUCUCUCUGCUACCGCACGGCAAGCGGUACUGGAGUGCCAAGUCUAGGUCCAAAAGACUUCUCAACAGCUUCUACCCCCAAGCCAUAAGACUCCUGAACAGCUAAUCAUGGCUACCCGGACUAUUUGCACUGCCCCCCCCACCCAAUCUUUUUACGCUGCUGCUACUCUGUUAAUUAUUUAUGCAUAGUCACUUUAACUCUGCCCACAUGUACAUAUUACCUCAACUACCUCAACUAGCCGGUGCCCCCGCACAUUGACUCUGCACCGGUACCCCCCUGUAUAUAUAGCCUCCCUACUGUCACUUUAUUUUACUUCUGCUCUUUUUUUCUCAACACUUUUUUGUUUUAUUCUAUUUUUUUAUUAAAAAUAAAUGCACUGUUGGUUAAGGGCUGUAAGUAAGCAUUUCACUGUAAUGUCUGCACCUGUUGUAUUCGGUGCGUGUGGCCAAUAAAAUUUGAUUUGAUUUGAGAAUAGUAGACCUAGUCAUGUAAUGUGUUAUUAAACUAAACCAGACACCCCCAUAGCAGCCACAACUGUCAGUAAGAGUGUCCAUGAUUGAGUCUUUGAAUGAAGAGAUGUCCAGUUUGAGUGUUUUUUGCAGCUCGUUCCAGUCGCUAGCUGCAGCGAACUGAAAAGAGGAGCGACCCUAACAAUGGGAGCCGUUGUCCCAAAGGCAGGAAGGCAGGCGACAAGCUUGGAUCCAAAAUAUACAUUGGGCUUAUUUUGGACAUAUUUUGGCGAGAGUGAAACCUCUUGCUUUGCCUCAUCCUCUCCGUUUACACACACAUCAAGCCCCUCCCCCUGCCACUCGCAACAACAAAGAUGAGAGAAGGCUUCUUCCUCUGACAAGCGGUUUAAACACGCUAUUUACAUUUGAGCUUUGCACAUUCUUGGCAUUCUCUCAACCAGCUUCAUGAGGUGGUCACCUGGAAUGCAUUUCAAUUAACAGGUGUGCCUUGUUAAAAGUUAAUUUGUGGAAUUUAUUUCUGUCUUAAUGCAUUUGAGCCAAUCAGUUGUGUUGUGACAAGGUAGGGAGAGUAUACAGAAUAUGUCCAUAUACCUCAAGAGUGGCGCAGUGUUCUAAGGCACUGCAUCGCAGUGCUAACUGUGCCACUAGAGAUCCUGGUUCGAAUCCAGGCUCUGUCGUAGCGACCGGUAGCGACCGGGAGACCCAUGGGGCGGCGCACAAUUGGCCCAGCGUCGUCCAGGGUAGGGGAGGGAAUGGCCGGCAGGGAUGUAGCUCAGUUGGUAGAGCAUGGCGUUUGCAACGCCAGGGUUGUGGGUUCGAUUCCCAUGGGGGGCCAGUAUGAAAAAAAAAAUGUUAAUAUUAUGGCAAGAACAGCUCAAAUAAGCAAAGAUGACAGUCCAUCAUUACUUUAAGACAUGAAGGUCAGUCGAUUAGGAACAUUUCAAGAACUUCAAGUGCUAUGAUGAAACUGGCUCUCAUGAGGACCACCACAGGAAUGGAAGACCCUGAGUUACCUCUGCUGCAGAGGAUAAGUUCAUUAGAGUUACCAGGUCAGAAAUUGCAGCCCAAAUAAAUUCGACAUUAGACCGGUGGAAAUCUGUCCUUUAGUCUGAUGAGUCCAAAUGUGAGAUUUUUGGCGUGUCUUGUGAGACGCGGUGUGGGUGAAUGAAUGAUCUCCGCAUGUGUAGUUCCCACCGUAAAGCAUGGAGGAGGAGGUGUUAUGGUGUGGGGGUGCUUUGCUGGUGACACUGUCUGGGAUUUAUUUAGAAUUCAAGGCACACUUAACCAGCAUGGCUACCACAGCAUUCUGCAGGGUAACGCCAUCCCAUCUGGUUUGGACUUAGUGGGAAUAUCAUUUGUUUUUCAACAGGACAUGAACCGCAGGGGGGUCACCGCCUUGAUGUUGCGAGAAGACAGGGUGUUGUCAGGGCACGCCUAUUCUGCACCAAGGACAGCGAGAGUGAUGGAGUGCUCUGCCCAGGAUGACACUGGCCUCCACUGAAUGUCUCCAACCAGAGAUGCAUUCCCACUGGUUUCAGAAGGGGGAGAGAAGAUGGUAUCGUGUAGCAAUGAUAGGAGGACCAUGUGAGAUGACAGAGCCAGUGACGGUGUAUAGGGAGAAAAGAGAGGGCCCAGAACGAUCCUGGGGACACAGUGGUGAGGCCGGUGCGGAACAUCCUCCACGACUGUAGGAUGGACCGUAAGGACCAUCCAGGGUGACCGCGCGGAAUGCCUCUCGGAGAGGUGGAAGAGGAUCUGGUUACAGUAUCAAGCCAGACAGGUCUAGAAGACAAGAGCAAGGAGAGAGAGUAGUUUCGCAUGCGGAAGGACCAGAGAAGAGGUCCAUUUGAUGACCAGUCUGAAUACUGUUGGUCAAAAGGUCAUUCUGAGAGAUACAAGAUUUUAAAACACCUUGUUUGGAAAGAAAAAAAGGAUACUGGUCAUGUUUCAUCAUGGGGCGAUGUGGUUUUUGAGAGGGGACAACUUCGCUCUCUUCGACAUGGCCACCAGCCACUAUAUUCUACAAUGUAAAAAUAGUAAAAUAAAGAAAAACCCUUGAAUGAGUAGGUGUGUCCAAACUUUUGACUGGUAGUGUAUAUGACUGUAUCAUCUGCAUACAUUUGCACUUCAGACCCAGUACAGACAGAAGGCAGAUCAUUAAUGGACAGGCUGAACAGGAGGGGCCCCAGUAUUGACCCUUGGGGAACGCCCACAUCAUAGCUAAGAGUGGGCGACAGCUCAUUGCUCACUCUGACACACUGAGUUCUGCCUUCAAGGUAUGAUUUAAUCCAUCUAAAGGCAUCGGGGGAAAAGUUGAACUUGGACAGUUUUGUGAUGAGUAUCAAAAGCUUUCCUUAGAUUAUUGCUAACUGUUUGAAAUGUAGUGUAUUUUACCUUUAAUUGUACAACAAAGCUUAUUUAGAGACAACAAUUUUUUUUUUUUAACAUUACUAUUAGGCUUGGGUGAUAUAUCAUAUACCGGGGUAUUUUGAAAUACCGGCGGUAUGCUUUUCAAUACCGCAAAAAUUUAUGGAUUUUUAGGCCCUAACACCAAGCCACUGUCAGUAUGGGCCGUCAGUAGGGGAUGAAGACGGUGCUGACGGACAACUCUGCUCCUAAGCAACUUAGCAGUAUUUAGUUUGUUUGUGUUAUUUCAGAACGUACAUACAGCUGGAUAUCAGGGUGCCUGUAACUCGCCAGCAUUACCACCAGAAAUACCACUUCCCAGCAUUACCACCAGGAAUACCACUUCCCAGCAUUACCACCAGAAAUACCACUUCCCAGCAUUACCACCAGAAAUACCACUUCCCAGCAUUACCACCAGAAAUACCACUUCCCAGAAUUGGAUCCUUUGUUCGGACUGGAGUUGGGCUGUUGGGGGUACUGGAGGACUGGAGUUGGGCUGUUGGGGGUACUGGAGGACUGGAGUUGGGCUGUUAGGGUACUGGAGGACUGGAGUUGGGCUGUUGGGGGGUACUGGAGGACUGGAGUUGGGCUGUUGGGGGUACUGGAGGACUGGAGUUGGGCUGUUGGGGGUACUGGAGGACUGGAGUUGGGCUGUUAGGGUACUGGAGGACUGGAGUUGGGCUGUUGGGGGUACUGGAGGACUGGAGUUGGGCUGUUAGGGUACUGGAGGACUGGAGUUGGGCUGUUGGGGUACUGGAGGACUGGAGUUGGGCUGUUAGGGUACUGGAGGACUGGAGUUGGGCUGUUGGGGGUACUGGAGGACUGGAGUUGGGCUGUUAGGGUACUGGAGGACUGGAGUUGGGAAAACACUGGUCUAGACCAUGCGUAGGCUAUAUGGUCCAACAGGCCUAUGUUAACAAUUUGUACCAAUAUGUUAUUGAGCUAAUUUCUGGAGGCGGAAAUUAUACUUUGGAUGGUGUCAGCAUCAUUUAAUAUUUUUCUUCAUUUUAGAGUAGAAUGUCCUUUUAAAAAGUCCCCAGAACUGAGCUUCAGUCCUUCUACAAAAACUGAAUGUUCCUAUUUCACUAAAAGCAUGACGGUCAUGACUUACAAGAAAGUGGAGGUUAACUUGGCCCCACAGACAAUCAAUCUGAGAUCGACUUACAUUUCAGUCAUGGGAUUUUGUUUUGCUCUAAGCCCUGUAGACUUCAGUUCUUACUAUAAACUAAACUACCAAGCCAUAAUAUUUCAGUAUCUCUUUAUCAAGAUAUUUAUGGUUUACUGUGUUGUAGCAGUGCCGUGGCGUCCAUGAUGUAACGGUGUGCGUGUUGUACGUUUUGCGGCAGUGCGGUGCUGUAUUAUAACUGCGUGUUGUAUGUUUUGCGGCAGUGCGGUGCUGUAAUAUAACUGUGUGUUGUAUGUUUUGCGGCAGUGCGGUGCUGUAAUAUAACUGUGUGUUGUAUGUUUUGCGGCAGUGCGGUGCUGUCGUCGUACUUCCUGACAGAGCGUCUGAAUCUCCAUGGGAAGCUGGGCUGUCUGCUCAGCAUCCUGGGCUCCACUACCAUGGUGAUCCACGCCCCUCAGGAGGAAGACAUCAGCACCCUGGACCACAUGGCCGGGAAACUGGUCCACCCAGGUCAGUACCGGAUAGGGUGUUUCUCCUCCUCCUCAAAACCCAUUGGAGGAGAGGGUCAGGCAGGAGGGACUUCCAGGAGGAGGAGAUCAAUUGGGAUAGAGCACCACGAUGUCACUUCAUUCUUAAGGUUUAACUUUUGUCAACAUGAUUGUAAUGGGAAAAUGAGUAAUGAUUUUCGUGUAUUUGAGUUACUGUUAUGGAUUGAUAUAUAAUAAACAUGAUUGUAUGUGUGGGGAUACGCAGACAGAUCCAUUCCCGUGAGAAAGGGAAAUAGGAGUUGACCAUGUAGGUUUAAGUCGUUUUACAGCUGUGAGUCUCUAAUUAUGUUGUAAGUACUGAUGUUCUUACCUUUUGACAUGUUUAACUGACAGUAUCAAAUGUUGUGGUUAAAGUUUGGCUCCAGACUAGAUUCGAGGACACAGAUUCUGCAGCAGCGGAUGUUGUGACUUCCUACAAUCCUCUGGCUGGAACAUUUAGUGCCGUCUGAUUAAUAUAUAAAAAGGCCUGUUAAGACUUUUUCUAUGCUGGAUGUUGUCUCCCUGUUGCAACUUGAUUUAUGAUGGACUUUAUCCCUGACUGCUCUUUUAAUCCCCAAGUGGUCCUUUGUUUCUCAGUUGGUAGAGCAUGGAGCUUGUAAUGCCAGGGUAGUGGGUUUGAUUCCCGGGACCACCCAUGUGUAAAAUGUACACACACAUGACUAAGUCACUUUGGAUAAAAGCAUCUUCUAAAUGGCAUAUCAUUAUAUUUCCAAUGAUCCCUCCUUCCUCUUCCUCAGGUUUCCUGGUGUUUGCCACCUUCGUCAUCAUCGUAGCGCUCAUCUUCAUCUUGGUGGUGGGCCCUCGGCACGGCCAGACCAACAUCAUGGUGUAUAUAACCAUCUGCUCUGUGAUAGGAGCUCUGUCCGUGUCGUGUGUGAAGGGGUUGGGCAUCGCCAUCAAAGAGGCCAUAGCUGGGAGGCCCGUGGUGGGGAACCCUUUAGCCUGGGUGUUACUGCUAGGGCUGGUGGCCUGCGUCUCCACCCAGAUCAACUACCUGAACAAGGCUCUGGAUAUCUUCAACACCUCCCUGGUCACGCCCAUCUACUACGUGUUCUUCACCACCUCGGUCCUCUCCUGCUCUGCGAUCCUCUUCAGGGAGUGGGGGCACAUGGCUAGUGCUGAUGUCAUCGGGACUCUGAGUGGCUUCCUGACCAUUAUAGUUGGUAUCUUUCUGCUCCAUGCCUUCAAGGACCUCAGUGUGAGCCUGUCCACGCUGGCUGUGUCCAUCAGGAAGGACGAGAGGCCCGGACCGGCAGCUAACGGAGUGGCAACACACGGCACCUACGAACUGCUGCACAAUGACUUCACAGAGAUGGACCUGGAGGAGAGGGAGGUCGGCCUGCCGUUUGACAGCCUCUCCAGGAGGAAUGGAGCGAUGACAGCCUGUCCAGGAGGAAUGGAGCGAUGA
Coregonus sp. 'balchen' is the source of this 13650-nucleotide messenger RNA. NCBI's taxonomy places the organism in Eukaryota, Metazoa, Chordata, Actinopteri, Salmoniformes, Salmonidae. The record is from the annotation of a GenBank genome assembly.